AUGCGGGAUUUGGCACACGUGGUCAAUCCCAGUAGCAACUACAGUUUAAAGAAUCUCAGUUUAAUCCAAUCCCAUCCCAAUUUGCCUUUGCUUGCUGUUGUUCCGCUGGUUGAUGCAUUUUACACAGUCGACAUGCUCAUCAAGGUAAAGACUUUGGUUGGUAAGGAAAUUGAAAUUGAUAUCGACCAAACCGACAAAAUCGAACGAAUAAAAGAGCGAAUCGAAGAAAAAGAAGGCAUUCCACCGCCACAACAGCGCCUUAUUUUCUCUGGGAAACAGAUGAAUGACGAGAAAACCGUAAAUGACUACAAAAUUCAAGGUGGAUCUGUACUUCAUUUGGUCCUUGCCCUAAGGGGCGUAAUCGAUGCGCCGUCAUGGGGGGAGGCAGAGCUUACAGCACCCCGCCGCGUGGUUCGAGAGGCAAACGAAGAACAAUGCGAGUGUCGUCGUCGGUUAAAGACACGCUAUGACAGUCCAGCACUCCUCCUCACCCCAAGCCGCCCCAUCUCACACAUCGCCAUCUAUUCCCCUAGCCCGUUCUCCAUCUCACAGCCUCCGAAUUGCUUUCUCACUCGCGCCAGCGGUUAA
This is a messenger RNA of Echinococcus granulosus, 588 nucleotides long. RefSeq names its product NEDD8 protein. The record is from RefSeq and is a predicted model, not a curated record. The coding region runs from base 1 to 588 and encodes 195 amino acids. Lineage: Eukaryota; Metazoa; Platyhelminthes; Cestoda; Cyclophyllidea; Taeniidae. Gene Ontology annotation, molecular function: protein tag activity; ubiquitin protein ligase binding. Gene Ontology annotation, biological process: protein neddylation; modification-dependent protein catabolic process; regulation of proteolysis. Gene Ontology annotation, cellular component: cytoplasm; nucleus. The transcript has 5 exons.